This is a messenger RNA of Tribolium madens (black flour beetle), 486 nucleotides long. Its product is annotated as larval cuticle protein A3A-like. Bases 118 to 432 code for a protein of 104 amino acids. Gene Ontology annotation, cellular component: extracellular matrix. The transcript has 2 exons. NCBI's taxonomy places the organism in Eukaryota, Metazoa, Arthropoda, Insecta, Coleoptera, Tenebrionidae. The record is from RefSeq and is a predicted model, not a curated record.
UUAAAAUUUUUUUCCGAUCAUAAAAUUUCUCGAUUAUAUAACAUUUUGGCGUGCCGAUCCACUUCUCCAUGGUAUAUAAACCAACACCAAACACUUGUCACCAUCAAACCCACCACCAUGGUACUCAAGUUUGUUUUGCUCGCUGUGUUGGUAGCCGUGGCGAAAGCCGGUGUUGCCCCCGUUGAGGACUACGACCCUAAUCCACAAUACGCCUAUGGAUACGACGUCCAAGAUGGCCUCACUGGGGACUCCAAGAGCCAAAGAGAGCAUCGUGUUGGGGAUGUCGUCCAGGGGAGUUAUUCGGUGAUUGACCCAGAUGGUACAAAACGGACUGUGGAAUAUACCGCUGAUCCAGUCCAUGGGUUCAAUGCGGUGGUACAUAGAGAACCCAUUGCUGUCCCCGUGGCUAAAGUAGCCCCAGCGUACCACUAAUUUAUUGUUAUUUUUGUACAAAAAUCACACACCAUUAAAAUAUUUUUCUAAUAA